This is a messenger RNA of Rosa chinensis, 379 nucleotides long. RefSeq names its product serine protease SPPA, chloroplastic-like. The record is from RefSeq and is a predicted model, not a curated record. The coding region runs from base 8 to 247 and encodes 79 amino acids. NCBI's taxonomy places the organism in Eukaryota, Viridiplantae, Streptophyta, Magnoliopsida, Rosales, Rosaceae. The transcript is spliced from 3 exons.
CAAAUCAAUGACUAUAGAUAAAAUGGAGGAAGUUGCACAAGGGAGAGUUUGGGCAGGUAAAGAUUCAGCUUCAAGGGAUUUAGUUAAUGCUAUUGGUGGACUUUCUCAGGUUGUUGCAAUAGCAAAGCUCAAGGCAAAUAUACCACAAGACACAAAGGUUACACUAGUGGAACUUGCAAGACCAUCCCCUUCACUGCCAAAACUUUUAAGUGGUGUAGGGAGUACUCUGGAGGGAGUUGCUUUCUAGGUAUGACCAAGAAAUUCAAUGGGUAGCAGGCUCAAGAAAUUUUGGUAUGGCCAUGCAGUAUAUAUAUAGGUCUGCAAAUUGGAGCAGGUGCUUUAAAGAAUAUAGUGGGGAUAUUAACUGACGUAAGUAUGC